AUGUCUUCCGCAACGCAGGAACUAACCCACAUCCGCAAAGUCGCCCUCAUCGGCGGCACCGGACAAGUCGGCUCCCACAUCCUCACCCACCUCCUCGGCGCGGGCAAACACCAAGUCACAGCUCUAACCCGACAUGCCAGCACCGCCACGCUUCCCACCAACCCCAACCUCGACGUCGUUAAGGUCGACUACGACAACGACGCAGCCCUCACUUCCGCCCUCUCAAACCACGACUUCCUCAUCAUAACCCUCUCCGCACGCGCCCCACCGACUCUCCAUCUCCGCAUCGUGUCCUGCGCCGCAGCUGCCAAAAUCCGCUGGAUCAUGCCUAACUACUUCGGCUACGGCAUCGGCGACCGCGCACUCAGUUGCAAGGCUGAACUACCCGCCAACUUCGAGCGUUUCAUUGAUGAUGUGAAGAGUACCCCAGGAGUCGAUUACACAGCGCUUUCUCGCAAUGGGGGAACCGUGGUUUGGCUUCCGGAUCCGCGAGAGGAGCGUGACGAUGUAUGGAGACGGGAUGAAGAAGGUUAA
Molecule: messenger RNA, 534 nt
Organism: Alternaria conjuncta
Lineage: Eukaryota; Fungi; Ascomycota; Dothideomycetes; Pleosporales; Pleosporaceae
Exons: 3
Coding region: 1-534 (177 amino acids)
Source: RefSeq, a predicted model, not a curated record